AUGCCUCCCAAGACUCCAGUAGAGCAUCCGGAACAGCCUCCAGAAGAAAACACGAGCAAGAAACCCCCGAAAGUCAAAGGCAAAUACAAAUGGCUAAGCCGCCAAAUCUCGACUCUCAACCCAAGCAAACUCCUUCCCGAAGACUACGUGGAUGCCUCUGGCGGUAGAGUAGCCUUCACGGUUAUGGCUCCCGAGGGCGGCAAGCGGCGCAUAAGCUUUACCCGGAAAGGCCAACAAUUCAUCCCCUUCCCUUCAAACGCCAGAGGAUUUUUCUACUUCCAUCGGCCAGACCAAAGUUGCAUCACCAGCGGACUACGCUUUCGAGUUGUCGACAAACCUGACCCAGCUUUGUUCAGCCAGGGUGAGGACCUCAUGAAGCCGGACGGUGGUGUAUGGGUCCUACCGCUAACAGCCAUAAUAAAGGGGAGGAUAUACCUGCCUUUUCGCGAGCUCAUCAUCCGCGACGAACUCAUCACACCAGCUGAAGUGGCGUGGGUGGAGAGCUUAGAGGUGAAGGACACCAGAGCAGGAUUGAUCACUAUUGCCAGUAUGACACAACCAUUCGAAUGUGACUUCCCAAGAACAGGGUUCUGCAUCCGUGUUCAGGAAGGAGAGGAGCUAUACGACUUCAAUAUCCAAGGGCCAGCUUCAUUUGGGUCAAUUCAGGUCCGAUUCGAGCUGGCCUAUCGACAGGAUCCAGUCGUUCCCCCAAAGCCAUUCGUCGUUCUGCGCCUUUUGAAGUUUCUUGUUCCACCAACGGGUGACGAACCAGUUAAACAGGAAGAGGGAAAGUUGGUCAGGGCACUGUCGCUGUCCCGAGCAGGCGGUUCUUAUAUUUGGACGAUCUCUCCUUCAACGCUGCCAUCUCCCUGUGUGGAAGCUUUGGAACGGGCGUACCCUCCUCAUCCUUCACGUCUAUACGAGCGAGCAAUGCGCAAAGGCCAACGACUGUCUUUGGAACCUGUGGGCAAUGAAUCAUUUUAG
Coprinopsis cinerea okayama7#130 is the source of this 984-nucleotide messenger RNA. RefSeq lists its product as hypothetical. The transcript has 2 exons. The record is from RefSeq and is a predicted model, not a curated record. NCBI's taxonomy places the organism in Eukaryota, Fungi, Basidiomycota, Agaricomycetes, Agaricales, Psathyrellaceae. The coding region runs from base 1 to 984 and encodes 327 amino acids.